Molecule: messenger RNA, 375 nt
Organism: Blepharisma stoltei
Lineage: Eukaryota; Ciliophora; Heterotrichea; Heterotrichida; Blepharismidae
Source: the annotation of a GenBank genome assembly
AUGAGAGCAAUUAAAGCUAUUUUCUUUGGGAUUAAAAAACAAAAAGAAUACUUUAUUCACAUUCAAGCUCUUAAAAGAGUCAAAAUAAGUGCCAUAAGCCAAAAUGAAAAAGCAGAAGGUCUUGCUCUUAGAUCAUUCUGUAAAAAAGCUCAAUAUAUUGGUGCUUUUAGCUCAGUUGCUGUUGCUUAUUAUAUUCCUGUUCCUGAUUUUUUUUAUCCUAUCUUUUGAAGAUUCUGUGCAUGUAUAUUAUGCUAUCGCUCUAUAACUAUCCCAAUUUUUCUAAAACAUAUUGAUUUUUCGCUUAAUAUUUCUAAAAAAUACGAUUUAAUGAGCAAGCCUGAACUAUUGAACCCCCUCAUAAUAUUAACAAAUUAG